Molecule: messenger RNA, 1729 nt
Organism: Labeo rohita (rohu)
Lineage: Eukaryota; Metazoa; Chordata; Actinopteri; Cypriniformes; Cyprinidae
Gene: slc25a18
Product: solute carrier family 25 member 18
Exons: 11
Coding region: 420-1400 (326 amino acids)
Biological process (GO): aspartate transmembrane transport; malate-aspartate shuttle; L-glutamate transmembrane transport
Molecular function (GO): L-glutamate transmembrane transporter activity; L-aspartate transmembrane transporter activity
Source: RefSeq, a predicted model, not a curated record
AGGUGAGGUACAUGAAAAUGACUGCUAAGCUGAUGCAUCACCACAUCGAGGAUCAUCUUUGAGCAAGUUUCUGUCGCCACAAGAGGGAGGGACUUAAGCACGGAGGGACAAUGCUCGUGUUUGUGCAACGGCCCCUGAGUGGCGGCUGCCCCUGUCGGAUCUCUUGUGCCUGACUACGGCUGCUGCACACAUUGUCAGCGUGCAGAGGGGGGAAGUGGACGGCUUGAUCCGACACCAGUCAAUGCACUGACAGAGGUGAUUUGUUUGAACCAAAGAGUGACUGUUCUUCCUGAGAGGAAGGGUGUGAAGGUUGGCACUCCGUGCCAGAAGGCUGGCCGGGUGGAUCGUGGACAGUUUAACCUGAAACUUUUGCAGAAGAGAGAGAAGAAUUGGAGGAAAUCAGUUAAAGUGUGGCCAAAAUGGCCGAGAAGAAAGUGAGCCUCCCUGCUAAGCUGAUUAACGGGGGCGUGGCCGGACUGGUGGGCGUUACCUGCGUGUUUCCCAUUGAUCUUGCCAAGACCCGCCUCCAAAACCAGCAGGGUGCUCGUGUUUAUAGUGGAAUGCUGGACUGUUUGGCAAAGACGAUCAAAAUGGAGGGCUACUUUGGCAUGUAUCGAGGUGCAGCUGUGAAUCUCACAUUGGUCACACCAGAGAAAGCCAUUAAACUGGCUGCCAAUGAUGUGUUCAGACAAAAGCUCUCCAAAGAUGGAAAAUUACCUCUGUGGGGGGAAAUCCUUGCGGGCUGUGGAGCCGGAACCUGUCAGGUGGUAGUCACCACCCCCAUGGAAAUGCUAAAAAUACAACUGCAGGAUGCUGGAAGGUUGGCUGCUCAGCGGACUGUCGCUGCCUCUGCCUCUACCGCUGGUCCAACACCUUCACUGGUUGCCUCACAGGCAGCACAACCAAGCACCAACGCCCCUCCUCGACGCUCAGCGACUCGUAUUACCCUAGAGCUACUUCAGACCCGAGGCCUCAGGGGACUUUAUAAAGGUGCAGGUGCUACACUGAUGAGGGAUGUCCCAUUCUCCAUGAUCUACUUCCCACUGUUCGCCAACCUCAACGCUGUGGGCCGCACUGAGGAUCGCCAUAGCAACCCCCAGGAGCGGGCCCCCUUCCUGCAGUCUUUCGUGGCUGGCUGCAUGGCCGGUUCAGUGGCGGCAGUAGCCGUCACUCCACUGGACGUUAUAAAGACUCGCUUACAGACCUUACAGAAGGGGGAAGGAGAGGAUUCUUACAGAGGCAUCAUUGACUGUGCACAACGUAUUUUAAAACGAGAAGGACCAUCUGCGUUUCUUAAAGGAGCGACGUGUCGAGCUUUGGUCAUCGCUCCGCUCUUCGGCAUCGCUCAGGGUGUGUACUUCCUGGGUGUCGGCGAGUCCGUGCUGGGGAUGCUGGGAUAGCGCCAGGUUACGUUACCUCAGUCUUCAUACACACAGAGUACUGUUUCUACACGGGCCAAGGGAUGAAGAUGAGAGAUGAAGGAAGAGGUGCCGAUGGAAAAAAGAAGGUCACAGAUUUUAUUUGCGAUACGGUAAACAUGGAGGGAAAUUCAUAUACCCAACCAAAAAAGGGCUCAGACACUUUGGGAGAACAGAGGAGGGUUGUGUAACGCUAACAUAAAAGCCUAUAUUGCACACUAACCAUGUUUAAGCACCUAAAACUGCAAACAGGGUUCUUUAGGUAAAACAGGGUCCUGUUUUGACUAAUCUGGCAGUUUUUUUUUUUUUUU